AUGUUGUCGUUCAUUAAAUCUCCAACGCGGGCGUUGCUUCACCAAAUCAGUGACAACCCUUGUGUCAUCGUCGGCCGAGACAAGUUCGGCAUGUCCGUCGGCGUAUCGAGUAUUGUCGUCUGGAAAGUACCCGCAGAAGUGGCCGAUCAUCCGCGUUGGCGCGCAUUUGGGCACACGAACAAAGCCCACUCGAAGAUAUUGCUGCACGAAUCUGAUGACCUUGCCGCGUUGAUCGAGAGGGUUGACACAAUUUCAUCGCUCUAUCUAAAGCCCAACACUCGCUGGCGAACCAAAGACUCAAGCUCUGAGCAGCACAAUUUGAUCCGUAACUUGCUCAAACAACGGAAGCAAGGAAGUACUAAGUUUAUUGACAGUUUCUGGGUCCCUGGGCGUGAGGAAGUGGGGGGCCAGCUCAUCAUUGAGGAUUUGACGAGGGGCGAAGCGUGCGACACGAUCACUCGAUUGAUGUUGGCGAAUGGGAAGACAAUCAAGGAUGAUCUGUUGUAG
Microbotryum saponariae is the source of this 507-nucleotide messenger RNA. The record is from the annotation of a GenBank genome assembly. Lineage: Eukaryota; Fungi; Basidiomycota; Microbotryomycetes; Microbotryales; Microbotryaceae.